Messenger RNA from Prorocentrum cordatum, 2382 nucleotides. The record is from the annotation of a GenBank genome assembly. NCBI's taxonomy places the organism in Eukaryota, Dinophyceae, Prorocentrales, Prorocentraceae.
GCCAGCACCAUCCUGGCCAGGCUGGGAGAGAUUCAGGCUGCGGAAGCAGUACGUGCAGCGCUGGAAGAACGGCCUGAACUUGAGCGAGGCUCAGGCAGCAGACAGACUGCUAGAGAUCCUGCCCUGGGAGAUCCGGGCGACCCUCGAGGACGUCCCGGAUAGCGAGCUGACGGUCGAGCUCAUACUGAAGAGGAUGGGCCUCAAGUCCGGUGAGCGCGAGGACGACGACCUCUACCGGACGGGCAGCGAGGCCAUGCAGGACACGGAGAGGAAGAAGGAUGAGGACCUGCACACCUUCGCAGAGCGACGCCGACGCCAAUUUGACAAGGCGAAGAGCAUCGGGAUGGAGAUCCCACAGAAGAUCCAGGGCAUGCUGCUGAUGCAAGGAGCUCGUCUCAACGAGCAGGGCAGACAGAACCUCAAGAGCCUGACGAAGGGCUCGAUGCUAGGCGAGGACAUCCUCUGGGCGCUGCCCAAGCUGGACACCGGAGGAAAGAUCUGGAGCGACGGCAAGCAAUCAUCACUAUUGAGUAUGGGACUGGAGGAGGCACUGCCAACUCCCGAGGUCCAGCGGGCAGAGACCGGGCCGGUCGAGGAGCCGAUCUACGAGUGGUCGUACUGGGCCGACGAGCUGGACUCGGAGGACGAGGCCAUGGUUCUCGUCGAGCUCUCCGAGAAGGGCCUCGCGGAGCCAGAGGUGGUCGAGACCUUGGCACAGAUCGGCAAGACCAAGAAGACGUGGAAGGAGAACCAGCAGCUGAAGACUGCGCUCAAGCGGGAUCGGGGCUUCUGGAAGAAGAAGCGCCGGCUCACCCCAACACAGCUGAAGUUGAUCACGAAGUGCGGCAACUGUGGAGAAAUCGAGGCCUUCACGUUCACAGCGAUCGGCGCGGGCGACGACCAGGACUUCAACAUCGACGGCAUCACGGUCCUGGGCAGGGAGGUGCUGGCGACCCUCAGGGAGAUCGUCAGCUCGGAGACUACGGAGCUCUCGCUGCUGAUUCUCGAGGGCGGCCUGAUCAUCGUGGACAGCGGUGCCUCCCAGGCUAUCAUAGGCCGCCGGGCUUUGAAGGAGCUCGAGGGAGAUCUGCAGCAACGAGGCCUGCGGAUCAACUGGAUCGAGAAGAGCGUCCAGACACCUCGGGGUAUCGGCGGAUCGGCCACGCUGGUCGGAGUCGCCGUGGUGCCCAUCUCCAUCGGUGGCAAGAGCGGGACCAUCGAGUUCGUGGUGACGAAGGAGGACCUGCCGCCACUCUUACCAGGCGGGUUUCUCGAGCAGUUCGGCGCAGUGCUGGACUACGAGAAGGAACUUCUCAUUUUGAAGAAGUUGGACUGUGAGACUGAGCUCCACCGGAUCGGGAAGAACCAUCGGGGGAUCUACAUCAACGACUGGCGCGGGACGGAGAGCAGCUUCUCUCCCAGCUCGCGUGCCUUGCCAGCUGGACUCAGCUCGGACGCCUUCCGAGCCCCGACUGAAAAAGAAGACGUACUCUCUUGGAAGGAUCCCUCCAGGCACAACCACCAAGCUCACCGCGAGAUCCGCCUCAAGUCGAUGCGGGACCGCCCAGACUUGGACAUCUCAGAGAGGGUCAAGAUCCAGUGGAUCAGGCUGCUGCAUGCCGGACUGAUGUGGACACAGACCCUCAUGGACAAGUUCUUUGCUCUGAACAGGCGCGGGAGACUCUUCCCGGGAAAGGAGCUCCGUCGGAGGAUGGUGGAGGACCCCAGGCUGGUGAACGACCUCUACGAGUACCGGGUUCCGAUGACGGCUCCCUUGGCGGACGGGUCGGUGCCUUGGACGCUCUGUGUGCACCGCCCCAGGUGGUUCGUGACCUCCCACAACCAGUACGGGAACUGGGAGCAGUGCAACAAGUGCAAGGUGAGGACGUCCUAUCGAGAGAUCGGGUACCGCGGGGGCGGCCACCGACAGAUGACGGCACCGGAGAUGAGGAAGCUCAAGCAGCAGCUCCCGCGCGACGUCAGGCCCCUGAGCUCGGCAGGCUCGGCGAUGCGGGAGGGCGCAGCUCCGGCUCCGAGUCGACGCGUGGCGUCGGCGCCGAACGACGAGAACACCUGGUCGAGCUUCAACCAGGAGCCCCCGCCACCGUGGGCAUCAGAGAUGGUGCGAGGCCUGUCGGCAGCAGUGGCCGAGGCGAUGGCGGCAUCCACGGGGCCGAUGACAGCAGCGAUACGCGAGCAGUCCGUGACGCUCUCGCACAUGGUGGCCACGAUGCAGCAGAUGGCGUCAGAGUCUCCAGCAGCAGGCGGAAGUGCGGACUCCAGCUCGCCGACACCGCCAACCGGUCCGCCACCGACGACCACCGGGGCAUUGCCAAACCUCGGGUUCACCAUGGUGGAGGAGGUCCCGGCGGACACCGACAU